AAACGCUACAUUGCAACACUUGCAAAUGCGUUUUCCACUCCCAAUUAUUACGGCGAUGGAUGAUGCCGACUUCGUUUUUUGUUGUCUCUGACUCUACCUCUCUCUUUGUUGCUACUUUUUUGCGUGUAUGAAAAACAAAAAGAAAUAGUUGUAGUCAUAGAAUGCACACAGCCGCAUUAGCAUCGUCAGUGUAAGAACAACCACCAAAAGGCAAAACACCGCAAAGAGAGAGGAAGAGUUCAGUAGAAUUUUUUGUUUCGUUGACCCAACAAGCUAAAUUGGCAUGUGCCAAAAUAUAUUUUAUAAAACUAUUUGAAUAUUAUACCAAAUAAAAGUGCAGUGAAACUGAACCUGUGUGUCAACUUAUUGUUGGGAAAAGGUGGUUCGUGCUGAACAAGAACACGCAUUUUAGUUGCCUCAAAGCGUGAAAGCCAACAGGGACACAUCACGGUCAUUCCAGCGGACCAAAGGAGACAAGUGUGGGCAGACCGAGCUGACCCGGAAAGUUCCUUUCGUGGUGGUCAGCUUUUGUAAGUUGGGUGAUUGACCCAAACAUUGGUCCUUCAAAAGCCGUCGAUAAAAACUACAACAAGGGAAAAAGGAAUAUUGGAACAAUGAGCUACAACGACAACUACAAAUGCCCCUUUUGCCACGCUCGUCAUGGGCUUAGAAACUGUCGCACGUUCCUACAAUUGCCACCUACCCAAAAGGCCGUUUGUGUGACCGUUCAGGAGUACUGCGCCAACUGUCUUGGAAUGUCACACAAGGUUGCGGAUUGUCCCCUACUGGAAGGGUGUAGGAGAUGCCAAUUGCCCCAUAACACCAUGUUGCACGCGCUCGAUGAAACCGGAAAGGAGUGGCUGAAAAUGACGGCGGAGGUACUUCUGCACAUACCUGGUCUCAUAGACUCCCCAAUUAAGGUAAGGGUGUACAUAAACCCGUUAAAGACCGAGAGUACUAUACGUUUCGGUGGCCCCCUUCCCGCAUUCAAGCCAGAAUUCGGAGCUUCGGUUCGUGUGGUAUUGACCUCUAUGAGGAAUCGGGUGCGUACAUAUACUGGCACACUAAAGCGACGUCACAAACCACCACGCACUAUGCCCAGUCGUCCGCUUGAUUUACGUUGCCUCAAGGGCCUGUACCCAAAGAAGGAUGUAGCGGAUCAGGAACUCUAUAGACCUGGGCCUGUGAAUAUUGUUUUGGGAAGUGAUGCCUCAGAAGGCAUAUUCAUGGGACUACCAGUCUUCAGGCCUAACUUGCCGUAUGCCCAAAAAACCAUAUUCGGGUGGACGUUCUUUGGGGAAGUUCCAGUCAAUCGUUCCCAAAUUAUGAUACCUGACUCCAUGGCACUUCAGGAUUAGCAUUUAUUUGAAUUUAAUAUUACCUCACAACAAGGCUGGACCUUGCAUCAAUUCAUUGAACUACAACAUUUAUAUUCGUUUUUAGUUAAGUAGCUAUAAGUCAUAAAUAUUACAAUGAAUUCACAUAUGUAUAGUUGGGAACUAGUCCCAAGGGGUGGAGGAUGUUUAUGCACGAAAACGCUACAUUGCAACACUUGCAAAUGCGUUUUCCACUCCCAAUUAUUACGGCGAUGGAUGAUGCCGACUUCGUUUUUUGUUGUCUCUGACUCUACCUCUCUCUUUGUUGCUACUUUUUUGCGUGUAUGAAAAACAAAAAGAAAUAGUUGUAGUCAUAGAAUGCACACAGCCGCAUUAGCAUCGUCAGUGUAAGAACAACCACCAAAAGGCAAAACACCGCAAAGAGAGAGGAAGAGUUCAGUAGAAUUUUUUGUUUCGUUGAUCCAACAAGCUAAAUUGGCAUGUGCCAAAAUAUAUUUUAUAAAACUAUUUGAAUAUUAUACCAAAUAAAAGUGCAGUGAAACUGAACCUGUGUGUCAACUUAUUGUUGGGAAAAGGUGGUUCGUGCUGAACAAGAACACGCAUUUUAGUUGCCUCAAAGCGUGAAAGCCAACAGGGACACAUCACGGUCAUUCCAGCGGACCAAAGGAGACAAGUGUGGGCAGACCGAGCUGACCCGGAAAGUUCCUUUCGUGGUGGUCAGCUUUUGUAAGUUGGGUGAUUGACCCA
Messenger RNA from Musca domestica (house fly), 2084 nucleotides. RefSeq lists its product as uncharacterized. The record is from RefSeq and is a predicted model, not a curated record. Lineage: Eukaryota; Metazoa; Arthropoda; Insecta; Diptera; Muscidae. The transcript is spliced from 2 exons. The coding region runs from base 615 to 1358 and encodes 247 amino acids.